GGGCCUUGCCGCUGCUGCGGGAAGGAGCAGGGCCUGGGCGCCUGGCGCGCUCGUUUUGCUGGGAGCAGUGUUCAGGCCUUUGCCUCGUUACUCGGGGGUGCCUGUUCCCUAGGUUGCGUUAAAAUGACUGUCUUAUAUUUCUGAAUGCCGACUUAGUAUUUCUUGUCAACGUCUGUGUUUCUGAGGUCCUGUUCUUUCUAGUCAGUUAGCGUUAGCUAACUUUAAUAGCUAACAUUUAACAACAGAUGUACGUGGUGAUGUACUAGCACGUGUUUAUAUUUCCCUUGCACGGUUUUCUGACGUUCAAAUGAUUAACUACAUGUAUUUUUUUCUUCUACAGUCUUUCCCUAGUGAAUGGAUCACUCUUGAUGUGGGGAAAAAAAACUAAGGAGGCUGUUUUGCCAUAGGUUUCUUUUGAAGCAUUUGAGCACUACUUGGUGUUGAAGGAAGGGCAGCAACCAGAACAGUGUCAGCCAGUUAGCUGGAGCCGUGUCCAUGUGCCCUUCACUUCCACUGCCUGAGUCUGUUUCUGAAAUCGUGCAUGUGUUAGCUGUAGGGAUAACAAAUACUAGUUUAAGCUAUAUUUUUUCCAUACUAACUUACUUCUUGUAAAAGCGCUAAAAGGCAUCAUUGGCAAGAUGCUUAGUGCCUGUACAUUCCAGUACCUGCAUCAAAGCAUGUAGUGUACUAGGACAUUUAAGAUAAGCUUGACUAUAGAAGAAGCUUUUAGAACAACUUAGUAAUCAUACUGCAAAUUAGUUUAUUUCACAACUUCGUGUAUUUCAGCUUCGUUUGCCUUAGUCUGGGUUAGGCUCUUUGCAGGAAAGAAUCUUGCAUUUGCCGCCCACCACAGGAGGAUGGAAUUGUAGUUCUGCCUAGCAUGUAUGGCCUGUGACGUAGGUACAGUUACCAAAUGACAUCAGCAGUGUCUCUUUAAUGUCACACUUACUGGAAUACAUUUUUUUGGCCAAAGCUGUAAUUUUUUCAUGCUCUGUGAUUUGAAUAUUAAUAGUUACAGCUGGAGAUUAUAAAAAAAAGACUGUUUUGCGUAAGGAAUACACACAUACCUAGUAACGUGGUCAAUGUAAACGUGUGUGACUUUCUUUUCAAACUUUUUUCACCCUUCCUUUUCAAUUUCCCUUUGAAGGAGAGAAGGCAUAGGAUUUGCAAGAAGUUUAGGCUUAGAAGAGAUGUUCACUGUAAUGUAAUCACUGUUCUGCAACCUGCUUACUGGAGUUCCUAACUGACCUUAUUUCACAAGAUACUGAAACUGUUACUUGUGUCACAAGGUACACCUCACUGUUAUCAAAAGCCUGCUUGCCAUAUAAAUUCUCCACCUCUUCCCUGCUUUCUGUCUUCUGUGUCAUUAUCUCUGCAGCUCAUCAGACCUUUUCAUAAACCAGCUUAACUCACUCAAGUCUUAAGUUUUCUGCUGUUUUAUGAGUUCAGCUAGCUUAUGGAAAGUCUGACAAAGAUGUGAACUGUUGGGUUGGUGAUGGAAUGAGAAAGAGGAGAAGAGAGAUGCGAGACCUUCCUAUUACAUAGCAGUGACCUAUUGGAUCAUCAGUUACCUGAGGAACCUUAACUUUAGCCUAGUAAUUAUACCUAGUCAGUAGCAUAUUUUGCAUUAUACUUUGCAAGUGUCCAGCAUAAGGGAAAGUAGAAUAAAUGUUUUAAAACAUAGCACAGUAAGCUUGAAAGCAUAUUCCUAUUUAUUUUCUGAUAUGUAAUGCUGAUGUUACAUGCUGCUGCAAUGGGUCGCUUCAGUAGUUUGUAAAGCAGUCUUUUAGUUAUCUGUUUUUCUUGGCAAUUGUUCUUAGUUCUUAUAUGUUGUGCAAAUACUACAAAUAGUUUACUGUAAUUUUACACAUACUGAAAUGUACCGAUAGGUCGCCUAGUACCACUCGGUAUAUCUAGUACUGGCAGGCCUGUUUUAUUAACUGGUUCUUUAUAUGUCUUUGAAAUAAAAAGUUGAUUAAGAAUGUAAUAAAGAUUCAAAAAAGUAUUUAUUGUGAUAAUGUUGAAGCCCACACCAUUUACAAUACUCCUGUUGGGGGGUUAUAGUUGAGGAGGCAUUAUACAUCUCAAAACGCUAUUUAAGCUUAAACAGAAGAGCAGAACUAUCAGAUAGGGAACAUGGGCAGAAAAAUACCUGCCUUUCUUUUGAGAGGAGUGACAGAGUAAGCACUUGCAGAGCAAUAGAUAUCAUUCUUUAUAAAAUCAAGAAAUACUUAAAAAGAAAUAACUUGUAGGUUGUUAGUGUUACUAACACAUUUAAAUACAGGCAGAGAAUUUAUGUUUUUACAGUGAGAAAUAACUUAAAUACAUAGAUCACGUGACUGUAUUUACUCUGGAGAGAUGAGGUCCAGGCCAAGGAAGUGCCUAAAAGUUCCCUGAACAAGUUAGAAAGAUCUUAUUAGCUAGAGCAUGGAGAACAACGUCAUUCUGUAUUUUAAAGUGGUCAAUAUUUGCUAAACUAAUGUUACAUUAAAAAAAAAUCAACAUCUGAACUAGAUUAAAUAUGGGAUAACGCUUGAUACGCUGUUGAUACGCUGUGAUAGUAUGGUUGACGCAAUGUGAAGAAUUGGAGAGCUUGGCUUUCCUUCAUAGUCCAGUAGAAUUACACACUUCAAGCUAAUUCUUUCGUUUUUUACCUUCAGUGAGCCUAGGACCAUGUUGUUUCUUGUACAUCUUCCAACUAUACUCUAAAAGCUAAAUAUGCUCUCUAAGGAGGCACAUACCGGUUGAUACUUUUGUUCUUACCUUCCAUUAUAACCAUUAGUUUUAAAGUCCCGAUAUACUACCUGUUCAUCCUGCAGCCUGCUUUUUCUGAAAAGGGCUGCUAUACAUGUUAAAAGUAUCAGCAGGAUAUGUCAUCAACUUAAGUUGUCUUUGGGGAUCGAUAUGGAAUGAUGAGUUAUUACAGUUUGCUACUGCACUUUUUUAUUGAUACUCUGCCCAUUUUUAACGUCUGUCCAGUUCUGUAGCGUCUCUUUUUGCUUAGUACUGUAAAUGAGUUAGGUUGAACGGGUAUUUGUGCAGGGCUCCCAAAAAUGCCUUGGGAAACUGAGUUCUUGAUUCAAAAGGAAUUGUCUUCUAAUCUGAGUUAGUGCUAUAGCGUAGGAGUUGCGGAGCAUUGUGCUGUGGGAGAGGUUCUCGUUCAGUGGAAGCGUUGGAAAAGAGACUAUUGACUUAAGGAAAGAUAUUAACUUUGAUGACUUUGCUGCUUGAUGACUUUGAUGACUUUGCAGCUUUAUUAUAUUUCACCUACCUUGACUUCCCCUAAAUCUUGAAGGAGUGCAUAUUUAUUCUGGUUAGCUCCAUUUGAAGUUAGCGAGUAUAGAUUUGGGUCCAUAAUGUUCUAAACUUCUGUGUUCUUCUGACUCAUUCAAGAUAUAGUUAGCUUCAGAGCCAGUGAAGGGAUGGAGUUAUAUGGGCUUAAGAACCUGUCUUCUGAUGUGUAUGUAGUCUGUACUGGAGACUUGCUACAUAGAUGUGUGUGCGCGUGUAUAUGCCUCUGUUACGUAAGUGCGCAACAAUGUGUGUGAAUCAGAAGGCAGAAUUUGGCCCAGAAUUUGACAAAUCAUAUGAAAUGGAAUAUGCAGUAUCAUUAGCAACAUAUGGAAUAGAUUUAUGUUGCAGUAAUACUGUGGAAGAGCUUUAGUUUGCUAAGAAGUCCAUAGCAUUGUUAAAAUGACUAGAUGAGAAGUUUCCAUGUAGUGACACUAGCAGCAGGACGCCUUUCUGUAGUUAGAAAUUGUUCCAUUUGCAGGAUAAGCUUUUUAUAGUUAAUGUACAAAAUUCACUGUUCUGAAAGCUACAGCGGUUAGAUCUUUAGUGUUCUUCACCAACUAAGGUGUAACUGCGGGAUCUUACUGUAGCCGUUUUUAAAGAAAACAUGUCAGAAUCUUUCUGACUGAGGGUUAGAUGUAGUAAGUUAAGGUGCACGGGCAAGACAUCUCUGUUUCUGCAAAGUAUAGUGCGCUUGGAAAAUAAAUGAGACCUUGUGGAGUGUAAAGAAUGCAUAGAUUUGCAAAUUCAAGGUCUGAAGCUGCUAAAUCUGGCCAAAAGUGACUGAAAGUUCUGAGUUUGUAGUCUGCACCAGAAAAUAAGCGCGUUCAGUCAAGAAAGUAUGCAUCUCAAUUCACUCUUGCAGAAAAUACAGAUUGCAUUACUGUUGGUAUAUUUUAAUUCAAAAUUUAAUCAAUUUUUUUCUUUAAUUGUUAUAUUCACUUCUUAUUUUUCAGGGUUCUUUGAAAAUUCCUUAGUGGUCUUGACAUUGUUACAAGUGACAUAAAUUAGCCAGUGGCUCAGAAUGAUGGAUGCCCAGAAGACUACAAAUGGUUUGCAAGUGAUUGGACAAGGGACUGGUAUAGGGAUAUCGACACUCCACAUGGUGGGGUAUUUGGGAAAAAACUGUAGUCCUGUAGAAGUAAUUACACAUGAGCAUUGCCCAGUCUGCAAAGAGAAGGGCCAGAGACAAGCUUUACGGACUUACCGCAUUAAUUUUCAAGAGUCCAUUUUUCUUUGUGAAAAUCCUCAGUGUAUCUACCCACUUGGAUAUAAACCGUUAAACAGCAUAAUUAUUUCUGCUGAUUCAGAAAAACAUCAAAUUCCAUAUACUGAUAAGAAAAGGAAAUUGUGUGAUAUUAGUGACUCUUCUCCCAUUGACUCAUAUCCAAAACAGGCAAGGACUAAUAAUGGGAUAAAUGUUGAGCAGACUAUAAAUGCAAAUCCUGCUGUCAAAUACUGUGAGAAUGGUUUAUAUACUCCCAGGCCAAGCCUACCUGAUGAAUUACAGAAUGACCAGCAAAGCACUAGCAGCAAAGCAGAGUCCCUCCUGCAGAAGGUGGAUAUUGAAGCAACCAGCAGCACCAGCAGUUAUCAAGAAAGUGCUUCGAAGACUUCUUCAGCCGGAACACAGCUCUCACCGAAUUCUGAACUUUGCUCAAAAGCAUCUGACAUUUUGCUCAAAGAUGAUAAAGUUUCCACUAAUAACACAGAUUUACGUCUUCAGUGGAGGAACACGUAUGCUCUUUGUUGGUUAGAUUGUAUUUUGUCAGCUUUGGUACACUUAGAAACAUUAAAGUGUGCUCUAACAGAAGAAUACACUGAAGAAAAAUGUUUACUCCAGAGACUCCUUACAAAAUACGAUCAAGCAACUGCACUUCUAAAUACCUGUAAAAGUAGUAAGGUAAAAGAUGUUCUUCCAAAAGCAGAAUCAUAUCUCAAUGAAAUCAGAAACGGAAUUUUUGCACAUCUUCAGCCUCUGCUUAGGUGUAAAUUGGGUGAGAAGGAAAGUCCGGUGUUUGCACUCCCUCUACUUUUACGACAGGAUCACCAAGCUGAGAAACUAUUCCUGCAUUCAUUUUCUUGGAAGUUUGAGUGUUUAUGUUGUGGCUACAAAUACCAGAACCGAUGUAGGAAAACAUUAACAACAUUCACAAAUAUAAUCCCUGAAUGGCAUCCGCUUAAUGCUGUUCAUAUUGGUCCGUGUAAUAACUGUAAUGAUACAUCUCAAAGAAGACAGAUGAUUUUGGAAAAAGUGCCUGCAAUAUUAAUGUUCCAUUUUGUCGAAGGCUUGCCACAUAAUGACCUGAAGAAUUACUCAUUUCAGUUUGAAGGACAUUCCUACCAAAUAACAUCUGUUGUUCAGUAUCAAUCAGUCAAGAAACACUUCAUAACCUGGUGUUUGAAUCCUGAUGGAACUUGGCUUGAAUGUGAUGAUUUAAAGGGUCCGUACUGCAAGAGACACAAAAGAUUUGAAGUUCCUCCUUCAGGGAUUUUUAUUGUCGUCUGGGAAAAGAAAACAUCCCAUGUACCAGAAGAACUGAAUUCACAGUUCCAGAGUAAAAAUAUUGAAGAUUUUCCUCUUAAUAAUGUACGAUCAAAUUCCACAGUGUUGCAUUGUGGUUUUGAAAAUGCUGUAGACAAAAUAUUUGCAGAACAUCACAGAGAGGAUUCUGUGAGAAUUCCAGAUAAGACACAACAGCAGGUAGCUGAAGAUGAAAGUAGUGCUCAUGAUGGUUUAGAAAAUCUGGCACAGGAUGAUGUUAUAACUCUGACGCUUGUAGAAAUUCAAGUUGGCUCAGAAGCUGAAUCACUGGAGAAAGGACAGAUGGUGGGACAUAACCUUGUUGAGAUGGACAACCUGCACCUUAAAGGAGAGGUUGCUGGAACUAGUCUAGCUGUGAAUAAUAAAUGCACGUUAUCUGAAGAUCGCAGCAUUUGCUUACCUCUAGAAGAGUUAAACCCAACAAAUAUUACUUCUCCUGUGCCUAAAAAACAAGACCCUUACCCAUCUUACUCACCACUCGCUCAAAUGACAGAUGACAAAGUGAAUUUAUUUAACACAGAAAAUGGUACUGGCUUAAAUUCAGAACUACAGCUAAACAAGAAUUUGUCACCAGCAGAACAUAUUACACAAAGAUCACCUGACUUGAAAGAUGCAAGCAAAACCGUAGUUGAUUCUCAGAUUGCAAAUUCUUCUGCUGCCAAUAAUCCUUUUCAGCCUUCACACAAAGACCAAAAAAGAGGAUUUGUAGGAAGCUGGGUAAAGAAAUUAUUAAGCAAAAACACUUCUUUUAUGCCUUCAAGUGCCUCAGGUCUUAAAAAUGAAAGAAAUUACCAAAUUCCAGCAGUGCAAAAAAUAGGUAACGUGCGGUUGCCAAUUAAGGGAGCAAGUAACUUUGAUGGAUUUCAAGGCAGAGGUACCAGCAAAAUGACUGAGACCCCUAAAUCAGCAGUUCCCCAAGGUAAAAAUAUUCAUCCUUUGUCAAAUUUCAGAGGAUUUUCUCAAGACGUUCAUCUUCCUACAACAAAUCGUAUUGCUAACGAAGGUCCAACCUGGAAAAAGUCAAGAAGUGUAUUGGGUACCUCAGGUAAAGUAGUCCAGCUUAAUUCACCCAGCUGUAAUUCUGGGAAGGUAAAAGAGUCAGAUACUGAUAAAACAAAAAAACUUCGCCAGAAACUUCUAAAAAAACUUAAUGCUAAAAAGAAGAAGUUAGCUUCACUGGAUAGGCUAGCCGUGGAACAAAUGAAACAUGAAAGACCUGUGAACGGAGAUGGAAGCCCCCCGUCACAUUUUGAAUCUCAUAAUGAUAGUGAAUUGCUACAGACUUUUUUAAGGGAACUGCAGUAUCAGAUUGAUGUUGCAGAUAAUGAAUCUGAAAUUGAUGCAAGCUCUAUAUCAAUGUGCACUGGCCAUGAUGCUAAUAAUGAAAUAUUAGCAGAAUUACUGUCCCCUACGUCAACUGUCGCUUCCUUAGAGGUUCCAAAAGGUGAAGAUGAAUGCAUGUAUUUAGAAAUGGGGGACAGCAAUGCUGCACGAGCUGUGCCUGCUGAGAUGACCAGCGUGUCACUUGCAACAGUGCCACGUGAAGACCACAAUUACUACAGUCCUGUAAAGGAGAGUAAUUCUGAAGUUCAUACAAUGAACAAGUCCAGUGUGAAAAAACUUGCUUUUGAAAGCGCUACAAGCGAAGAUAUCCUUGAAGACCUAUUUUCCAUUUCAGCACCAAGCUCAGUAGCAGGUGAUAUAGAUUUACCUCAUUUUGAUGAAACUCUGUUUGAAACUUGGUGAAUAUUCAGUUUCUUAUUUUUAGUAUUUUUCAAUAUUAUGUAUAUUUUGAAACAAAGCACUAUUAAAUUAUAUUUUCUAACUAGUUUACUUGCACACUGGCUAAACUUGAACAAUUUACAUUUAAAGCUAUUUUUUUCUUAAAAUUGCAUUGUAGCAGGCAAAUAAGGUUUUAAUGCAUUUUGUCUGUGAACCAGUUAUUUUAGCUGUAGAAUGUGAGGAUAGUUUUAAUUAAAAGCUUCUGUAAGUCUUAAUUUUUUGCUGCUUUUAAUGUGGAAAACUCAUCUAUAUUUUAUUGAGUUUGAAAAAUAACCACUCCUGUAUCCUUGCUAGUGUAAGUGGUACUAUUUAAGAAGUACUCAUUGAUAUUUUUCAGGAUCUUCAAAUUCCUGAAGUCUUAUUGUCCAACGUAAAAAAAGGAAAAUACUGUCUGUAAUCAGGGAUGUUUGCAUCCGUUGAUACAAAGAUAAUUUGCAACACUAACAAAUCAAGGAUAGUUUUCUGCUAGGCAUUUUACUCUCUUCAGGAAUACAGUGUAGAAGCUCUUCCUGGUUUGUGUGCUCCUUGGUUCCAAGGAAGAAGGGAUAUAAAGUGGAAAUUUUUCUAUUGAAAGUUAUGACACAUGCUGAGGUUUUAAUUCCAGGUUAACUGAAAAUACAAUUUUGCAGAAUAUACUUCUGAGCCAGCUAAUCUGUUAAGUCAAAUAAAUAGGAUUUGACCCAGAGUUUGCAGCAUUAAGAGAGAGUUCGUACCAAAUGUAACUUUCGUGUAUUCAUUGCUGCAAAUUCACUACUAAAAGAAAAGUUUCCAUCAUUAAAGUUAACUGUACGUUAGCACCCAUGACUGUUGCCACUAGGAGUUUUUCAUGGAUAAAGCUAUGUAAUCCUGUCUGUAUAUAAAGAGAAUGAUAGGGAUGAACAAGGCCAGUAGGAAGAAAGUAAUGGAGAAAUAUGUCAAGAAGGCAGCGUGUAAGGAGAAGGGAGGAAAAUGUACAUGCGUUUCUGGAUUUGUGUAUAGCUUUCGUUUUGUUUGAUAGUGAGUCUUACAUGAAUUCAUAUACACAGAGCUGAGAAUAUUAGGUGCUAUAUUAGAUCAUCUAAACAUUUUUCUUGUACAUGGAAACAGUAAGGAUUUUAUCAGCAAGUCUGUUUCAGCCAUUUUUAGAGGUAUUCUGCAUUUUUUAUCCUAAAUUCAAAAUGUAAAACCUUCUGUCAUACUCUUAAACAGGUGCAGUGGAACAUAGUUGUUAUUUCAGGUCAUGGCUACAGAGAUAGAUGGUCUUGGAUAACUUGCACAGAUUCAAAAAGUGUUUGAAAAACUGUUAGUGACACUGAACUUACCUUGCUAAACUUGCAAUUGUGGGCAUGUCUUGCACUUCAGAGAAUGAAUGGUUUCAUUUUUGAUACAUAACUUUUUAAAGAACUUGAGCUCCUCUUUUGUUUUAAAUGUCUUAAUUGAUGUGUUACAAUAAAAAAACAAAUCAGUGGGUUUUGAAUGUAAAGUCCUGGUGUACUGCUGGAGAAACGUUUGUCUGUGAAUUCCCCUUAUUAAAAAAGAAAAAUGAUGACCAAAGCUAGAGUUUAACUUAUCAGUGACUAACAUAGGUGCCUCUGCAAGACCUGAGGGGGGCAAUAAGAUUUUCCUGCAGAGCUUCCCAAAACAGUCGUUUCUGUAUGUGUAAAUCCCUUCAAAGCCACGUACUGCUAGCUCCUGCUUGUUGCGGAGGUUUCCCCUAAGCUGAGGGGAGACGCUUCCUGAGCAGAUGCCGUCUGGCAUGAGCUGGGUAGCAGUUACUUGGAGCUGAGAAGUGGGAACUCCCUCGCUGCUGGCUCAGGGCAUGGCCCAAACCCUAGAGGGAAUGAAGCAGCAAGCCUGGAGCUAGUGAGAUGCAGCAUGUGUCGGUCUACGUGGGGAAGAUGCUACUUUACUGGGAUAUUGGAGGGGGAGGCUGUUGCAAAUGAGGGGGUCCUGGUGUAAGCUGUGUGAUAAGGUUAAAAGCCGAGAAAGGUGUAGGGGCACAGCUGCUGUGCAUGUGCCUAGGCAGAACCAGGAAUCGCCAUGGUCAAAAUGGCCAGCACCCCCGCGAACUCGUGUUAGGAGUCCUUGGGCUGCAGCUGUGUGGGGUAUGGUAUGGGUGCCCGUAUGUAUAAAAUCUCCAAGUGCAAUUAAAUAGCAUUUGAGAUUAAAGGGAAUAUGAAAUUACAUAUGUUACUGGGGCAAGCUUGUUGAUGCUUUGUUCUGAAAUAAUUGUUAAUUAAAGAUGAUGGUGUGCGAAUGUAUCUGUUUGCUAAUUGGUUGAGCGUAAUUGUUUUACUCCCACUGAUUCUUUGCAAGUGAGAAUUCAGCUGAGAUUGAAUAAAAACUCCACUGAAGAAACA
Struthio camelus australis is the source of this 9957-nucleotide messenger RNA. NCBI's taxonomy places the organism in Eukaryota, Metazoa, Chordata, Aves, Struthioniformes, Struthionidae. The record is from RefSeq and is a predicted model, not a curated record.